AUGGGAAAUACUGUAACAUGUUAUCAAGAAAAAAAAUCAUUAGAAAUUGAACGUCCGGAUUUCGCCCUGUAUUCUAAAGGAGCAAAAGUAAUCAACCGGUAUACAAGCGAAACCUUUGAAUUAUGGCCUCCAAAAUGGUAUCAACGAUUGUUUGCACAAAUUUCAGGUCAUGGUGUUUUACGCGGAAAGUCACCAAUCACAGCUAUAUCACCGGAUACAUAUGUUGGUCAGUGUUGGCCUUUUCCAGGUCGAGAAGGACAAUUAGCAAUUUUAUUAAGUCAACCGGUGUAUGUUACCGCAGUAACUUAUGAUCAUGUUAGCAAAGAUGCUGGAUUUGAUAUAUUAAGCGCACCUAAAGACUUUGAAGUUUGGGGAAUCAUUGAUGAUGGUAUCGGUGGAAAAACUAAUCAACCAGACAAUAAUGGAUACGAAGAAGAAUUUAUAGAAUCAAGAGUAUUAUUAGAUUCUAAAAAUUUCGCCACUAUGGAUGAUUCAUCACCGCUUCGUCACUUUUUGGGACGAUUUAUAUAUGAUAUUAACGGAUCACCUGUGCAAACUUUCGAAAUAAGCAACCAAAUUCUUAAAUCGAAUAAACCCAUAAAGGCAAUCAUUAUGAGAGUACUUGGUAAUUGGGGAAAACCAUUGUAUACGUGUCUGUAUCGAUUCCGUGUGCAUGGUGACCCAGUAAAUCAUGAUGAAAAUUUAUUUUUAUCGACUGAUAAACAAGAACUCUAA
This is a messenger RNA of Dentiscutata erythropus, 735 nucleotides long. The record is from the annotation of a GenBank genome assembly. Lineage: Eukaryota; Fungi; Glomeromycota; Glomeromycetes; Diversisporales; Gigasporaceae.